AUGCUAGCUUUCAUAACUACUGUAAUAGAUUCGGAGGAAGCCUUAACAUCACAAUUGAUUGAAAAAGAUGAUAAUGGAAAUGUGGUGGCGAAUCCGGUUGGUGAUAAAUGCAAAGUGUUUUUGGAUUUUUAUGCGAAAGAUGAGGUAAGUUGCGUCAAUCGCGCGUGCGGCUGUGCGACGCGGUCGGAAAACAUGAAUUAUUAAUUGUUUUCCGACCGCGCCGCACAGCCGCACGCGACUGACGAAGUCCAGUUGUUUUAAAUUUUGACAAUAAUUUUAUAGGGCGAAGCUCAAUUGUAUUGUGAAAGAUGGGGAAGAUUUGUAUUGUCUGAAUGGGGUCGUGAUGUUGAUAAUCGUGUCCAUUGCACCUAUGAGAAUGUCUACGAAUGCUCCAACAAUUAUGAACAAAUUCGUGGAAUGUGCUAUCAACAAUUCUAUGAACUCAACACUUAUGAGGAAGCUGAAAAGACUUGCGAGGAUUCGGUUUCGGGAGCCGUGAUUUUGAAGAUUCAGUCGAAAAAUCAUGGAGAAUUGCUUGAAGCCUAUUAUCCGGGAGAUUUGACAAUGUAUUUUGUGCAACCCGAUAAAACUCUUGAAUUAUCAUCGCUGUUUGUUGGAUCGAAUUCAACUGAAGCCGAAGAUCAAAACAAGAAUUAUGUGAUUCUUUUUAACUAUGGUAUACAUUAUGAUGUUGGGCCAAAUACAAUCAUCAAAUUGGACAAGACAGUCAAAGCAUUUGCUAUGUGUAUGUAUCAACCGCCUGAAACAAUUCUCAGUUUUGCAGCGAAAGCUAAAAAACUCGGAGUAUUGUAUCAUUCGACACAAUUGGUUGGUGCAAUGGGAGUUUGGAGAACUGCUUCACAUUAUACACCAUCGUAUGUUAUUUCUGGAAUUCUAAAUACAAGUUAAAUUUUAUAUAUAUAUUUAUUUCCAGAAAUAUCCCUGGUUAUCCAGACUCGCAUAGUGAUACUUGCGAAGCUUCGAUGAAAGCAAUUCUUGGAACCAGUGAUGGUACUUUGCUCAAUUUGAAACCGGCUAAUACCAAAUUGUUUAACGAAGAAGUUAAAAAAUCAUUCAAUCGCGCAUUCGGACCAUUUGCUUAUUGUGAUUAUUGGACUAAACAUCGUCAACAGGAUUAUCUGGUUCGUGAAGUUUACUUCAAUAGUAAGGAAACGGUGAGUUUGAUGGAAUGGUGUCUACUAUAGUUGGACAUCGACUAAAUGACAUUUUCAUGUUUUUUAGGCAAAUUAGUUGAAAUAUUGGGUUCUAAUGUUUUUCAUAUGAUAGAAUGGUCUAAGACGAACAGAAUCAUAUAAAUUUUGAUGACGUUUAGUCGAAGAGCCGCUAAAUCACUUAUGGAUAAGGUAAAGUCAUCAAAAUUUAUAUGAUUCUGUUCGUCUUAGACCAUUUUAUCAUAUGAAUAACAUUAGAACUCAAUAUUUCAACUCAUUUGCUUAAAAACCAUGAAAAUGACAUUUAUUCAAUGUCCAACUAUAUGUAGUCCAACACGGCAUUAUAUAAUCGUAAUUUGCAGAGAGGAAGAUCUUGUCCUGUUCAAGCCAACUUGUUGGAAUCGGAUUAUAAUGCGAAUUGGAAGCGCAAUUUGCGACCAUUCAAAUAUUCCUUUGUCUUUUAUCCCCAAAACGUAUCGAAUAGUUUGAGUUUUGAAGCAUUCCCUCAUGCUAUUCAUUCUCCAAUGCUUUGUGGAUUGCAUUAUUUGAGAGAUGAACAUAAAGCGAAUCCGAUUUGUCCUACUGGAUGGUUGACUUAUGAACGUACGUAUGAAACCAUUUGUCACAGAAAAUUCGACGUAGUAAGUGAAAUCUGAUUUUUUUGCGAGGCAUAACAAAGAUUGUUUUUUCAGAAUUUGGAUUUUGAUAGGGGUUUUCAAUGGUGUCGUGAUAAUGGAUAUGAAAUGUCAAGAUGGGACACGUAUAACGAGUAUUCGCACUUGCUACAAUUCCGUAUCGACUCAGGUGGUCGCGAUCCUUAUGUUAAAUGUACCAGUGUGUAUGGGGUAAUAUUUUAUUUGUUUUUAAACAAUUGAUUAUCAUCGAAACGUUUCGGUCAAAUUCAGAACAAUUAUUAUCAAAAUAAAAAAAUUUGGCAAAAAAAAACGGAGCCCAGAAAUUCAAAUGAUACUCUUCCCAAGUACGGUGUUUCUUUCAGUCGCUGCGAGACCCAUAUGCUCGUCUUUGACUUUGUUUCUCUGCCCAAUGGUGUGGUCUCGAAACGGUGCUAGUGACGCAGAGGAAUACCGUACUUGGGGAAAUUGGGAUUUGAAUUUCUGGCUUCUCUUUUUUUGGCAAAUUUUUUUACUUUGAUAAUAAUCAUAUUGUCGUUCCGAAAAAAAAAGACCGUUGGAAGAGAACCGAAAUGGCCUAGGAAACCAAAAUACAGUAGACUUCGCAAAAUUUUGGAGUCUUUUGAAAAAUAAAAUGCGAAAUUUACACGUUGGCUAUUUGCCAACCAGUUUGAUAUGCAUGUGUCACGUCAUUUUUAGUCUACUGUACGUGAGCGCCAAUUUAAACAGGGGUUCUUUUAUUUUCGGAAUGACAAUAUGUUCAAUUUUCAGUGUACCAACGUGCAGUGGAAAGAUGGACGUAAAGGCGGAGACUUGCGUUCUGGUGGAUUAAGUACUUAUUCAAGCCCCCAGGAAGUAAUGUGUGAAAAGAGAGCGAGCGAGUUUAAUUGA
This is a messenger RNA of Caenorhabditis angaria, 2695 nucleotides long. The record is from the annotation of a GenBank genome assembly. Lineage: Eukaryota; Metazoa; Nematoda; Chromadorea; Rhabditida; Rhabditidae.